Messenger RNA from Aplysia californica (California sea hare), 3145 nucleotides. RefSeq lists its product as uncharacterized. The record is from RefSeq and is a predicted model, not a curated record. Gene Ontology annotation, cellular component: mitochondrion. NCBI's taxonomy places the organism in Eukaryota, Metazoa, Mollusca, Gastropoda, Aplysiida, Aplysiidae. Gene Ontology annotation, biological process: tRNA modification. Gene Ontology annotation, molecular function: tRNA dimethylallyltransferase activity.
AAAGACUCAGACGCAAAAACAGCAUCAGAAGGACCCGAGGCCAAAAAGGCCCGUCAUGACGACACUUCCGCUGGUCUGGGAAAACCCCACUUCCGUGGCCCAGAGGCAGGAAACGGUGGUAGGAACAGGAGCCGGGAUGGACGUGCUGAGGACAGCGACGGUGAUGGCCUUGGUAGGGCCAGGGAGUCCUGCGUGGAGGUCUCGGGUGUCACGGAGCGCAGAGACCGUACAAGUGAGCUGGGCUCUGAAGUUUGUGGUAGCGGCUUGUUACCAGGUGGCCCAGCUUCGUCUUCGUCUCCGUCCCUUAUUUCUAGAAACGAUUGUUAUUCUACCCCUGCUCGAAAUUUGUCGCCUGAUUGCCCAGCGUCUGUUACCGCCCAGCCGUACUUCCAGGUCACAGGCAUGAGCGGGUCCUCUGAAAAUAAUCACAGCGAACAGCAGCAAAACGUAAGAGGUUCCCAUGAUCCCCACUUACCACUCACCUGCAAGGAUGUUCCCGGCACGUCUCCGCUCCCUGGUUCAGUAGUAGUACCGUCAUCGCUGUCGUCUGCUGCGUUCACAUCUCAAGGGAGUUCUCGUUGUACGCCCUCGGUGUCUACAGCAGCCAAAGCGGAGUCGGCGACACGGCUAGCUGCUGCAUCAGAAGUGGUGGGCGUUCCGGAUCCCGCCGCCGACGGAUCGAGUCACUCUUCAUCUUCCCAUGGAGUAAAUUCUUCUUCUUCUGUUUGUGUUGUGAAUUCUGAAAUAUCUGGAUUAUCGUCGAUGGAUGAUUCCUCGCCGCCGAGAAGUACGUGCCAUCCCCACGGAGUAACGCCACCACCGACGGAAUAUAUUACCGAAUCGCGUUCAAACCCUAGUGCCCCUACGACUGAGCCUGCUGGGGCUACCGAGGGGUCAAGCCCCGGUGACCCAGUAGGGAUUGAAAAAGAGGGCGCGCAGGGUUCGAACACGGACCUCCUAGCUGGGCUCUCAGCUCUAGGUGGUCGGCGAGAUCCCGCGGCGUUGUUGCGUCGUCUGCAUGAGCUGAGCCCCGGCCAGCUGUACUGGUGCUUGGGCCAGGUGGACCCCGACACGGCCCGCGCACAGCACCCGAACAACACCAGGAAGAUCAUCAGGGCUCUGCAGUAUUACUUGGAGACGGGUGGCACGCUGUCCUCUGCCUUCCAGGCUCAGCACCAGGGCCAGGCGGGGGCCAAGAGCGGACCUCUACGCUACCCACGGCCCUGUAUACUGUGGGUCAAGUGUAGACAGCCUGAGAGAAAGACGAGGGUCAUGUGUACCCGCACGGCUUCCUCCAGAACAUUGGCUUCAAAGAGUUCCACAAGUACUUACAGCUUAAUGCUGAGGAAAGGGAGACGGAAGAAGGGAAGAAACUGUUGAAGGAGGGAACAGAGAACCUGAAGCUGGUGACCCGCCAGUAUGCCAAACAGCAGGUGCGCUGGAUCUCCAACAGAUUCUGCUCACGUCCGGGUCCUGACGUCCCCCCUGUGUACUCGGUGGACUCCACAGACCUCAGCCGGUGGGACCAGGCGGUGCAGGAGGCUGUGGCCGUGGUCAGGGCUUUCUGUCAGGGAGAGGUGCCAGACAAGGAACCAGAGCCCACAAAGCAGAAGUCAGAUGUCAAGUUUGAGCGCAAUGUGUGUGAUGUGUGUGGGGGGAAAGUCUUUCUCUACCUUCAUGAGUGGAAGAGUCAUUUAGCAAGCAAGAAACAUAAGCACAACGUCAAGAUGUCGUCGGAGAGGGGAAAGUUGGCACGCCUGCUGCAAGCCAGACAACAGCAACUCACAGAGACAGAGGUGUGCGGGACAGUGACAGAGGGUGGAGAGCAGAAAAUGCUGGCGAAGACUGAGGAGGGUGAUGUUGACAAGUUGUGACAGAAUGUACUCUUUGCAUUGUAGAAUGAAAGUGCAUUCUCUGAGUGGCAUCUCUGGUGUCCAAACCUCUCUGUGUGGCCACUUGAAAACGGGUUCAGAGCAUCCAUCAAGUGGCGAAGAUGUGAAGAGCCAGAGUUGAACUGACCUGCGCCGAGGUUAGAGAGCCAGGAUGAUUUGGUGGGCUCUGACAAGUGGUGUCUUGUGACAGAAGCCCCAAAUGACAGAAUUGCAGUGAUUCAUCGGCAGUCCCCAUCAGAGAUCAUGGUAGAGUACCUGAUGACAACACACAUGGGAAAAAAAACCGUUCUGAAUAAAAAAAAAAAGAAAGAAAGUCUUGACAUGCAUACAAAAUAUUACAUCAAUCCGGUAAUCCGGUCAUCUCUGCUAUGAAUGUUGUUUGGGGGGGUCUGAAUAAUGGAAAUUUUCUUUCUUUUUUUUUUUUUUUGUUGCCAUAUAGUGUCCUUGGGAUAGGCAUUUUACCCAAAUUGCCCAUUUAGAUUGGUCCUUUCGGAGAUGGAUGUAAAACUCUGAGGUCCUGCCUCUUAAAUAACCUAUUAGUGUUAAACCAAUACCGUUUUGCCACUUUUUUUCUUGCCUAGAACAAUGUUUUCCACAGUGCUGUACGGGCACAUCACACUAUAAUUCUUGAUAAACACAGGAAUGAAUAACUACAGAAUACAUUUUGCCAUCUUUAGCAGGGUAAACAGCAUUGUAAAUACCAUUGUCACUGAGAAGGCUCUGAAGAUGCUGACAGUUUUCAUUUCACUCUUUCGAAAUUUGCAGUUUUUUCAUACUUAGUGCCUGCUCUUUCAGGCUUGCCCAUAACUGUUUAAGUUGUUUAACCUUGUACUUAUGCCGCUUUUCUUUUUGAUGAAGGACAUUUAUUUGACAAGUUGUUUUAUCCACCAUUAUUCUAAAAAGCAAUUAACAUCAACUAUUAACCUAUGUGAAAAUAUUUGGAUCCAACUCUACAUAGUGUUAUCAGGUCCAUUCAUAACCAUGGGAACGGCGGCCAUCUUGGGUUGUAAACAAAAAAUAUAUACCAAUUUUGGUACACUACUAUUAAUAUAGUUUUUACUUUUUUCCUGUUAUUUCACUUAUGUGUUUAGGAGACAUAGCUCUGAUAAGAAACAAGCUUAGAAUGGUUUAUAUAUUCCUUUUAGUUGUUUUUUAAGCCAUCAAAAUUCAUCUUACAAUUUUGGUAAGAAAAUACCCUAGUGACUUUGUUGAAAAAAAUUAUUAAAAAAAUAAAAUAAAGAGACAUAUCGAAA